Molecule: messenger RNA, 649 nt
Organism: Arachis ipaensis
Lineage: Eukaryota; Viridiplantae; Streptophyta; Magnoliopsida; Fabales; Fabaceae
Source: RefSeq, a predicted model, not a curated record
AUGUAUGAUGUUGGUGUCCUCAAAGAGAUUGUGGAGUCCAUUAUGAAAGCUUACCCAGAUUUUCAAAUAUCAGGAGGAAGAAAGGUUAUGGAGAUACGGCCAAAGAUAAAUUGGGAUAAAGGUCGUGCACUAUUGUAUUUGUUAGAUACUCUUGGCUUUGACAACUUUAACCAUGUUCUUCCAAUUUACAUAGGGGAUGACAAAACAGAUGAAGAUGCUUUUAAGGUUAUAGUUGAGAAAGGGGAAGGUUUUCCAAUAAUAGUUUCUUCGGUUGCUAAAGAGACCAUGGCUUCUUUUUCUCUGCGUGACCCUUCUCAUGUUAUGACCUUCUUGAUACGUUUAGCAAAAUGGAAAAGGAACUACUCAUCAUUCAUCACCAAAACCAAACAAAGUUGAGAUAAGAGUAGAGGGAGUAUUAUAUUAGUUAUUUAAGAAGAAGGAGAGAUCUUUGAUGGUCAAAUGUUAUAGUGGCUAAAAAUGAUUUAAUUAAUUUAUAAACAUAUGACAUGUGAAGAGUUGUUUGUAGAUUGGUAGUGGGUUUGAUCAUAUUAUAUGUUAGGGAUGAUGUAAAGUAGAAAAUGAGUUGACCAAAAUGAUGUAUAUAUUAUGUGAGCUUUUUAUGUGAAAAAAAAUUCUAUUAAUAUUUUUU